Cyanistes caeruleus (blue tit) is the source of this 3078-nucleotide messenger RNA. Lineage: Eukaryota; Metazoa; Chordata; Aves; Passeriformes; Paridae. The record is from RefSeq and is a predicted model, not a curated record.
GGCAGUGCAGGGAGCGUGGCCUGGUGUGAGUGUGCACAGAGUGACCAGGAGGUGCCCCAGGGGACAGGACACAGGUUGGGGACAGCUUCCAGCUGACGUGUCAAGCCACUGACCCGAUGGUUUCUGUGGCAGUUUCACCCAGCUGCCCAAGGCCAUGGUUGUGCUUUAGCACCUACAACUGGAGCUUUCCCUCCCUUCCUCCAAGCAUUCAUCCCAAAGUCUGGAAGCAAAGGGAGUCCCAAAGGAGCUGAAGGGACAUGUGCCUGACAGUGCAACCGCCAGCAGCAAUGUGACGUCCAGUUUUCCUUUCCUGCUUUCUGUGGAGUGUUUUUCCCCGAGGAAUGGGGUGUGCCUGGCCCUGCAGUGACAGUCAAGGGCUGCUCCUCUGCCCUAUUUUGGGCUUCAGUGUCUGAAAUAAAGCAAUCCUGCCGAGUUCCUCUGCCUCUUUAUCAGCUGUGGAAAUGCCCUCCCAUGCCUGUCCAAGCCAGGAGGGGACAUUGGCAGCAACAAGGUCAAAAUGGAGCCAGGGAAGGGAGGCAACACCCCCAGGACACCCCUGAGAGAGUGGGGUGGGUGGGUGAGGACACUCGAGGCUUUAUGGAGACCCUCGGUGGGGAGGGCUGGGUCAGGGAGAUGGAGAGAGGGCUGGAAAUGCCUUUGCUGCAUUCAGUGUUUUGCCUGCAGCAGGGAUUUAAGUGGAAAUGCCCCGGAGGGAAACGUGAUGUGUGUUCUGAAGGAAAUCUCUGUGUUAGAUCUGCCCUGUCACACCUGGGGUUUUCUUCUGAUUGUGUUCGUUUGGAGAAAAGUCUCCUGCCAACCCUCAGAGCUCCCUUCAUCCUCCCGGAUGAGGAAUCUGGCUUGGACCUCUGGGAUUUAAGAUUUUUCUGUCUCUGAUGGAGCUCCAGCCUCGCUGGGACAGGAGUUUUUCCCCCUUUGCCACAAGGGGUGUCACAGUCCUGCAGCUGGUGCCUGAGCAGGGCUGUCACCGCUCCUGGAGACACAAGCUCUUGUCUUGCCCCAGGAAAUGCAGCCCAGAGCAUGGGAUCUUUGCCUCUCCGUGCAUCUCUGGGGACAUCCCGGCCCCACUGCUCCCCAGGCUGGGUUUCCUGGCACUGCCAGCCCGCAGGGACUCUCUGUGUCCUGCUUGGAAAUAUUCCUGAGUGGUUGGGACUGUGUGUAGGCUCUGGUCAGAGGCAGAGGGGGAAAAGAAGUGGAGGGAUGGCCGUGAGGAAUGGAAGAAGGAAGAGUUUUGAUUCAGAUGUUCUCAUUAGGGAGUGUUUUCUGCAAGAUAAUAACCCUGACAAAUAUUUGUUCUUGGGAAAGGAGCGUCCUUCCUUCUGGAGCCGUCCUGUUCUGCAGACUGGAGAACUCCAGGCAAUGCUGAAAGAGGUGAAAGGCAGAAGAAACGAGAUAAUUUCUUCCAAAGGCAAUAUGAGAUCCCAAAGAAAGUUCAAAAACAACCCAUGUUAGUCUCCCUGAUGAAUAAAUGAUGUCUAAGAAGUCUUGAAAGGCCUUGGAGUCACAGAGAGCAAUGUCUACGGCCAGUCCCCGCCAAAGCCAGCCCUUUAAUCCUGGGUUUAUAAUAAAAAAAACUGCAUUUAUUACUCCAAAGGCUUAGAGCUGCCUCAGGAGGGGAAGGUGCUGACAUCACCUGGAAAUACGGCACCACUCCACCCAGCUGGCUGAAACAUCAGCCUGCUUCUGGCUGAAAAACACCCUAAAAACAUUUUGGCCUCUAAUGCUGGCACUUGAAAGGAGCCAGUUUGGCUGAAUGGGCAUGUCCUGCACAAGGAAAUGAAAAGGCAGCGUUGCAGGGAACAUAAACAACCUCCAGUUCACUUAAUUGGGGAUGUUUUGCAUAAAAUAUGAGCUUGUUGGUAAACACCUUCCCUGUGCAAAGGCGCGUCUGGGCCCGGGGCUGUGCGGGACGGUAUAAAAGGCAGAGCAAGCACAGGAUCCUUCAUCCAGCUCUCCUGCCUUCUCCUCCUCGGUGACACAGGUGAGCUGCAAGGGCCUUUGCCUCACUCUUCUCUUUCUCUUCCCUUUUUCCUCGGACCUCAAUGGAAUCUUUGCUUCUCUGCAGCGGUCUCUGAGAGUCUUCCUCCUCCAUCCUGCUCUCACCAGGUUUCUGUGGUUGUUUUUCCCUGGGGACAGGUGGGAGAUGUUGGGAUUCCUUUGCUGGGAACACUUUGGCGUCAGGGCUGUUGAGUUCCUCCCUGCAUCCCUCUGGAGUCUGUCCCUUGUGCCCCGGCUGCGUUUCCUGCUGCCCAGCAGCAUCUCCAUCUGUGCCUGACAUUCCUGGGGUGCUUUCCCUGCCCUCUCUGCAGGUGCUCCUCCAGCCACAGCCAUGUCCUGCUACGACCUGUGCCGGCCCUGCGGCCCCACCCCGCUGGCCAACAGCUGCAACGAGCCCUGUGUCCGGCAGUGCCAGGACUCCCGUGUGGUCAUCCAGCCCUCUCCCGUGGUGGUCACCCUGCCCGGGCCCAUCCUCAGCUCCUUCCCCCAGAACACCGCCGUGGGAUCCUCCACCUCCGCCGCCGUGGGCAACAUCCUGAGCGAGGAGGGAGUGCCCAUCAACUCGGGGGGCUUUGGGCUCUCGGGGCUCUCUGGCCUUGGUGGCCGCUACUGUGGCCGCAGGUGCCUGCCCUGCUAGAGCCGGGCCGGACGUCCAGCCAGUGCCUCCGCCAGGAAGCCCCAGGCCAGGGGCCGCACUGAGGCCACAGCUGCUGGCCAGCGUUUCCAGAGGCCUUGGGCCCCCUCGAGCCCUCCUCCUGCCAUGGAGGGAGGGAGGGAGGUGCUGUCUGGACACGUGGCCAACCUGUUUCAGCCUUGAAAGCCCUGCUUUUGAAGAGUUUCCUUUUUGUCUUUGUGAUUUUGCAUUUCAUGCUGACGUGGUUUAAUGCUGUAAUCGCCAGCAGCCAGUGGAGGGGUUUCACUCUGGAAUUACAGAAAGGUGGAAUCUUGCUUGCUGUCUCUCAGUUGGAAUGGUGUCAGUGGCUUCUAUUCCCUUCAUAAAGAUAUGUUUUCCCUUUGUUUUUGCUGAAUGCUACUUGACUUUUUAUCAUUAAACAGAUGUUG